Messenger RNA from Triticum turgidum subsp. durum (durum wheat), 819 nucleotides. The record is from the annotation of a GenBank genome assembly. Lineage: Eukaryota; Viridiplantae; Streptophyta; Magnoliopsida; Poales; Poaceae.
AUGGAGGGUUCGACCGGCAACUCGCCGGCGCCGCCGCCCGCCUUCCGGAACAGGUACUGGAUCCUCCGCCACGGCCGCAGCGUCCCCAACGAGCGCGGCCUCAUCGUCUCCUCCCUGGAGAACGGCACGAAGCCGGAGUUCGGGCUGGCCCCUCAGGGCGUCGAGCAGGCGCGCUCCGCCGGCGAGUCGCUCCGGAAGGAGCUUGAGGAGAUGGGUGUGCCGGUGGACUCUGUCAAGAUCUGUUACUCGCCGUUCUCGCGGACGACGGAGACGGCCAGGGUGGUCGCCGGCGUGCUGGGCGUCCCAUUUGAGGGUCCUAGCUGCAAGGCAACCGUGGAACUUCGUGAACGUUAUUUUGGACCAUCAUAUGAGUUGCUUUCACACGAGAAGUAUGCAGAGGUAUGGGCAAUAGAUGAAGCAGAUCCCUUUUUGGCCCCAGAAGGUGGGGAGAGCGUUGCAGAUGUUGCUAGUAGACUUGCAGGGGUGCUGUCUUCUGCAGACGUGGAGUUUCAUGGCUCUGCUGUUCUUAUUGUCAGCCAUGGGGAUCCAUUGCAGAUCUUUCAAGCAGUACUCAGCGGAGCCAAGGAAAACCCAUCUUUCCUCGACGAUGCAUCUGGCCUGAGAAAGGAAAGCCUGGUAAUUUCGUCCGUGUUGUCACAGCACCCUAGCCUAGCCACCCACGAGCCAUCUCAUGAUUCAGUUUUUGAGACACAGAGGUGUCAUCUUUUCUUCUACGCGGGAGCAGGGGACGCAAAGUUUCAGCGGCAGCUAGCUGGGUGGAUCCAGGCUCGUCGUCUGCAUUUGGUUCCGGCGUCGUGA